Messenger RNA from Diatraea saccharalis (sugarcane borer), 1391 nucleotides. NCBI's taxonomy places the organism in Eukaryota, Metazoa, Arthropoda, Insecta, Lepidoptera, Crambidae. The record is from the annotation of a GenBank genome assembly.
AUUAUUUAACAUCAGCUGUCAUCUGAAAAUUUAGGAUUUUCUCGGCCUUGUGUAGAUAAAUCAGGAUGGCAGUGAGAUUAUUCUCUAAGUUAAGAGUUCUUCCGGAGAUCAAGGCUGCAUAUUCCAGUUCAGCGGCUGCAGCAGCCCCUGCUCAGCUCUCCGACUUCGACGUUCAGCAUAAAACACCAGUUAUCAGGAAACAGAAGUUAAUUCCCAAAGCCCAGUAUGGUGGAAGGCACGCAGUCACAAUGCUACCUGGCGGUGGUAUUGGUCCAGAAUGUAUGGGUUACGUGAGAGACAUAUUUAAAUAUAUUGGUGCUCCUGUUGACUUUGAAAUUGUAGAUAUUGACCCCACAGUAGAUAAUGAUGAUGAUGUGUUAUAUGCUAUCACUACAAUUAAAAGGAAUGGUGUUGGACUAAAGGGUAACAUUGAAACCAAGAGCGAGGCAGCAUAUGUUACGUCCCGUAAUGUGGCACUUCGUAAUGAACUCGACAUGUAUGCUUACGUGCUGAACUGUAAAUCUUUCCCAGGUGUUGAAACAAGGCACAAGGAUAUUGAUGUUGUUAUCAUCAGACAGAACACAGAAGGAGAAUAUGCUAUGUUGGAACAUGAGAGUGUGCACGGAGUGAUUGAGUCCAUGAAGGUUGUGACCGCAAGCAACUCUGAGAGAGUAGCCAGGUUCGCAUUUGAGUUCGCCAGGAAAAACGGCAGGAAGAAGGUGACAACAGUACACAAGGCGAAUAUCAUGAAAUUAUCGGACGGUUUGUUCUUAGAAACCUCAAAGCGCUUGGCUAAAGAAUAUCCAGAUAUUGAGCACAAUGACAUGAUCAUUGAUAACUGUUGCAUGCAGCUGGUGGCGAAGCCUCACCAGUUCGACGUGAUGUUGAUGACGAACCUGUACGGGUCGAUAGUGUCGAACGUUGUGUGCGGUCUGCUCGGCGGCGCGGGAUUACUGUCCGGCAGAAAUUACGGAGAUCAUUACGCGGUAUUCGAACCCGGCACCAGGAACACAGGCACUGCGAUCGCCGGCAAGAACGUCGCCAAUCCCAUAGCCAUGAUAAAUGCGUCCAUAGACAUGCUGGAACAUCUCGGCCAUCACUUCCACGCUGAUCUUUUAAGACGCGCCGUACACAAGACUAUUAACGUCGAUCGUAUAAUGACGCCUGACGUUGGAGGCACCGCUUCUUCCACGGAUGUUGUCAACGCCAUCAUAGGUAACAUCGGAUUAAACCAUUAACAACUAUUCAGGAAAAAACACUGUUUUUUUGCUGUACAACAACACCAUGAUGAAUUACCAAACUUACUUAUGAAAAAUGAAAAAAGUAUAGAAAUAACUGAGGUCGCAUUUCGGCAUUUUAAGCAAUUUGGAAUAGGUAUUGCCAUCUGUUAU